This is a messenger RNA of Galeopterus variegatus (Sunda flying lemur), 3108 nucleotides long. It is a transcript of the gene STEAP3, whose product is annotated as STEAP family member 3, metalloreductase. The record is from RefSeq and is a predicted model, not a curated record. The transcript is spliced from 5 exons. Gene Ontology annotation, cellular component: endosome; plasma membrane. Gene Ontology annotation, biological process: copper ion import. Gene Ontology annotation, molecular function: ferric-chelate reductase (NADPH) activity; cupric reductase (NADH) activity. NCBI's taxonomy places the organism in Eukaryota, Metazoa, Chordata, Mammalia, Dermoptera, Cynocephalidae. The coding region runs from base 207 to 1874 and encodes 555 amino acids.
AUGACAUUCACUCAUUUUAUGCAUUCUGCUGGCCGUCCCACCUCAGUUCCUGUAGCAAAGACACUCAAGUCUGAGCCACUAAUUAUCACCAGUGAGGUUUCCUUCCCAAACAGGAAGUGUCAGGCCAGAAGUGCUCUCUCUCAGUGCACUCACUAACCAAGCAUCAGUCACCACUCCCGGCCCAGUCCCUGUGGCCAGUAGCUGGCAUGCAGGCUGAAGGGGAGGCAGCCCGGCUGGCCAAGCCCCUGGCGGGUCCCUCACCUUCUGAGAAACCAAUGUCAGGCUGUGCGCAGGUUGGAGACCCAAGCGAGGAGGGGUGGCCCAGCUCGCAGUGGGGUUGUCAAGGGAUUGGAGAGCUUCAGACCCUCACUGGGCAGAUGUCGCACCAGCCCGUUGUCGCCACCAAAACGUCAGGAGACAUGGACAAGCCACUGAUCAGCCGCCACCUGGUGGACAGUAACAGCAGCCUUGCUGAAGCCCCCAGUGAGGUCCCCAAAGUGGGCAUCCUGGGCAGCGGGGACUUUGCCCGCUCCCUGGCUACACGCCUGCUGGGCUCUGGCUUCAGCGUGGUGGUGGGCAGCCGUAACCCCAAACGCACAGCCUGGCUGUUCCCCUCAGCGGCCCACGUGACUUUCCAGGUGGAGGCAGUGAGCUCCCCAGAGGUCAUCUUUGUGGCUGUGUUCCGGGAGCACUAUUCCUCACUGUGUGGACUCAGUGACCAGCUAGCCGGCAAGAUCCUGGUGGAUGUGAGCAACCCCACAGAGCAGGAGCACCUCGGGCAUCGGGAGUCCAAUGCUGAGUACCUGGCCUCCCUCUUCCCCACCUGCAUGGUGGUCAAGGCCUUCAACGUCAUCUCUGCCUGGACCCUGCUGUCUGGCCCGAGGGAUGGGAACAGGCAGGUGCCCAUCUGCAGUGACCAGCCGGAAGCCAAGCGUGCUGUCUCGGAGAUGGUGCAUGCCAUGGGUUUCACUCCCGUGGACAUGGGAACCCUGGCAUCGGCCCGGGAGGUGGAGGCCAUGCCCCUGCGCCUCCUCCCGGGCUGGAAGGUGCCCACCCUUCUGGCCCUGGGACUCUUCAUCUGUUUCUAUGCCUAUAACUUCAUCCGGGACGUGCUGCAGCCCUACAUGCAGGAGGGCAAGAAUAAGUUCUACAAGCUGCCUGUGUCUGUGGUCAACACCACACUGCCGUGUGUGGCCUAUGUGCUGCUGUCACUGGUGUACCUGCCUGGCGUGCUGGCGGCUGCCCUGCAGCUGCGGCGAGGCACCAAGUACCACCGCUUUCCCGACUGGCUGGACCACUGGCUGCAGCACCGCAAGCAGAUCGGGCUGCUCAGCUUCUUCUGCGCCGCGCUGCACGCACUGUACAGCUUCUGCCUGCCACUCCGCCGCUCUCACCGCUACGAACUGGUCAACUUGGCCACCGAGCAGGUCUUGGCCAACAAGAGCCACCUCUGGGACGAGGAGGAAGUCUGGCGGAUGGAGAUAUACCUCUCCCUGGGAGUGCUGGCCCUCGGCACACUGUCCCUGCUGGCUGUCACCUCACUGCCAUCCAUUGCAAACUCACUCAACUGGAGGGAGUUCAGCUUCGUUCAGUCCACGUUGGGCUUCGUGGCCCUGGUGCUGAGCACGCUGCACACGCUUACCUAUGGCUGGACCCGCGCCUUCAAGGAGAGACACUACAAGUUCUACCUGCCCCCCACCUUCACGCUCACACUGCUAGUGCCCUGUGUCGUCAUCCUGGCCAAAGGUCUGUUCCUCCUGCCCUGCUUCAGCCGCAGACUCACCAAGAUCCGGAGGGGCUGGGAGAAGGAUGGCGCUGUCAAGUUCACGCUGCCAGCAGACCACACCUUGGUCGAGAAAACGAGCCUCGUGUGAGGUGUCUGCACGUGGCUCUGGUGUAGUGCAGUCUGAUUGUAUACAAAUGGGUGGUAUGAGGUCCAAAUUACCUGGGACACAAUUUACACAGUAAUAUUUAGAAUGACACACACAAGUGUGUGUGAUAUGUAAGUACACAUAUUUCAUAUAUAUAACAGGAUUUGCAAUUAUACUUACUUAGCCAAACAGUUGGGUCCCUAAAAUUUCAACUUGUAUAUUUAAAAGCAAGUGCCAUAUGUUAGGAGAAUAGCAGAUCACGCUAUUGUGACAUUUGCAGAGAUAGACACACACCAUCUUUCUGCACAGAAGAGGCUUGUACCUUGGUGGAUGUGAUCCAUUUAUGCCACCCCCACCCCACUCCCCUUUUGCUACUUUCCCCAGGCUCUUGCAGAACUGAGGUUGUAUGGUGGCAGACAGCUGACCCAGGUGCAUGGGGCUGAAGAGAUGCCAGUGAGCAGGGGAUGUACUUCCUGCCUCAUCCACCUUGGGUUGGGGUGUGAGCCUGGAGUCUGAGCCCUGGGAGCCAAUUGAAGGUCUGUCCUUUGCUGGAUAGGGGUGGGAGAGGUGGAUUGGGGCUGAAGCUGCUCCACCAAUCCUCCCUGAGCUGGGAGAUUUUUUUCUCUGAAAGUCAGAAGUCACCAUGGAGCCUGCAAAUUGAUCUUCCUGUGAAAGUGUGAAGUCACCUUCUUGCCAGAGCCACUAAUGAACCCCAUCACAAGAACAAGUGCAAUUUCUUUCCCUCCUUUAAGUUGGUGAUGACCAUUCUCUAAACCACUGUGCCUUCUCACCUUUUAAAUCGUUAGUUUUGAACAUCUCCCAGGAAGGCCUAGAGCAGACCCUUUAGGAAUCACUGUAAUGGGGAGGGAAAAACACACGAGUUCACUCAGCUUCAGAGCUGAGCUCUUUCUUUGACCCUGCCUGGGGGCUGAAAGGUCUUCAUUAAGUUGGUCCUAUGGAUAGACACUGGAGACCCCUUCCAAUGUCCCCUGCUGCUGCUGCUGGGCAGAGAACCUGCCUCCCGAGCACCCAGAAAGCCACACUGGGUCCAAGUUCCUCCUCGUGGAGUGUUACAUUUCCAAACAGCUGGGAGGGUCUUUUCUGCCAAAGAUACAACCCUAAAACGCUUCUGCCCCAAAGCACAAGAGGCUAGACACAGCCAGGGACGGCCACAGGACAUCUGUCUUGCAAUCAUUUAUCAUCCCUUGCUGAUUCAUACUAAAACUGGUUUACUUCC